Messenger RNA from Trichoderma asperellum CBS 433.97, 675 nucleotides. The record is from RefSeq and is a predicted model, not a curated record. Lineage: Eukaryota; Fungi; Ascomycota; Sordariomycetes; Hypocreales; Hypocreaceae.
AUGCAAUUCAAGUCUCUCCUCGUUGCGGCUUUGGCUGCUGUCGUUUCCGUUGGUCAGAACCCCAUGGCUGGUAUGACUGGUCAGCCUGCCAUCAAGUACUACCCGGACAACAUCAAGGCUGCUCCCGGUUCCAUGGUCCAAUUCCAGUUCUGGGCUGGCAAUCACACCGUCACACAGUCUGACUUCGACCACCCUUGCACGCCAAUUUCCCAGGUCAACAGUUCUGUUCCUGGCAUCUGGUCCAGCUUCAUGCCCGUUGCUGCCGGCGCUUCCAAGAAGGAGAUUCCCGUUUUCACCAUCCAGAUCAACGACACCAAGCCCAUCUGGAUUUUCUGCAGUCAGGGCAAGCACUGCUCAUCUGGCAUGUCCAUGGUAAUCAACGAGAACACUUCUGCCAACUCCACUCGUUCUCUUGCCAACUACAGGACUGCUGCUUCUACUGCUCAGGGUGGCUCUUCUGGCUCCGGCUCCGGCUCCGGCUCUGCUCCUGGCUACGGUUCAGGCUCUGGCUCAAGCUCUGGUUCCAGCCCCAGCCCCAGCUCUCCUGCUGGAUCUGACGGCAGCUCUGGCUCUACUCCCACUGAUGGCUCUUCUGGAGCUGCCCCUACCGAUGCCCUCACUCCUCCCCCCUCAGUCACCAGCGGCGCUUCUUCACCCGCUGGUACUGGCGCUCUC